UAAAGCUGGAACGCGACAGAAGCGAACUGCAUCUUCACGCCCUAUUCGCAAGGCUAUAACGUCAGGAGCAGUGCCCCUUCCAAAGAGUUGGUCCAACUAUGUCGCGGUUCCUGAGAACAAAGCUGAACUAGCAGCUUUCAUAUCAAAUGAAAUAUUGUCAGCCGAUUUCGGGCAGACAACCGUAGUUGUCGCUGGAGGGUUCGCUGACGAACUUCAAGUAUCUGCGAGCAAUGGGGUGGAUUUCUCUUCCUUGCAGUCUACGCACGAAGAGGCUGAUACCCGCCUUGUCCUCCAUGCAGUUAACAGUCCACACAGCAGAGUUGUCGUGUCCGCAAGAGACACAGACGUAUUUGUCUUGCUCCUGCAUCAUUUUAAGAGAAUGAAAUGCAAUGAAUGCUUUAUGAUGGCUGGCACUGCGAAGGAUAGAAAGUACGUACCUGUUCAUACGGUGGCAGCGUCAAUGACUCCCACGGAGCUAAACAAUAUCCCCAUAUUCCAUGCUCUGACCGGCUGCGACACUACGUCAUUUAUAGCAGGUGUAGGAAAGAGAAGUGCCCUGGUUGUGUACCGCUCACAUUCCAAGCUUCUUGAUGGACUGACAGUGGGGGAAGUACAUGAGAGAGUUCUAUCGAAGUUUGAGCAAUUCCUGGUACUCUUGUACAAGAAAAAGGAAAAGACUUGUAACGAAGCAAGACGAAUUCUUUUUGGAAAAGUUUCAAGUCCUGAAUUGCUCCCACCCACGUCUGACGCAGCCCGUCUCCAUAUCCUCCGAACCACGUACCAAGCUGGUGUCUGGUUGAGUGCACACAUAGCAAGACCGAACCUUCCCGAUCCUUGCCAGUACGGAUGGCGGCUUGAAGAAAAUUACAUCCCUAUCUACACUUCCCUCCCAGCUGUCCCCGAGUCCUGCAAACAGCUUCUCAGUUGUGGCUGCAAGUCCGGGUGCAAUACUGGCUUAUGCAAGUGCAAGCGGGAGGGAGAGGUUUGCACCAUGUUGUGCAGGUGCCAGGCAGACUGCGGAAAUAACAAUGAAAAUGAUAACGUGUUCCAGUAAAAUGUAUUUUAU
Molecule: messenger RNA, 1066 nt
Organism: Frankliniella occidentalis (western flower thrips)
Lineage: Eukaryota; Metazoa; Arthropoda; Insecta; Thysanoptera; Thripidae
Exons: 2
Coding region: 380-1054 (224 amino acids)
Source: RefSeq, a predicted model, not a curated record